Messenger RNA from Coffea eugenioides, 1160 nucleotides. Its product is annotated as 54S ribosomal protein L19, mitochondrial-like. Gene Ontology annotation, cellular component: ribosome; large ribosomal subunit. Gene Ontology annotation, molecular function: large ribosomal subunit rRNA binding; structural constituent of ribosome. The coding region runs from base 366 to 833 and encodes 155 amino acids. Gene Ontology annotation, biological process: translation. The transcript is spliced from 2 exons. Lineage: Eukaryota; Viridiplantae; Streptophyta; Magnoliopsida; Gentianales; Rubiaceae. The record is from RefSeq and is a predicted model, not a curated record.
UCUUCUUCUAAAAAACCAAGAAUCAAAAGAAAACAGAGCUUACCGCCUCUCAGUGAUCACCUUCAAAUCAUUAUUGCCUUUGAGCUCCUAAAAUUAUCGUCAGAAUCUUUCCAAUACCUUAAUUAGGAAUCCAAGCCCCAUUAAAAACACAGAAAACAAGAAAGAAAAAAGAAAAAACGAAAGGCAGAAAAGAGCAGAAGGAAAGAAAGGAAUCAGCAGGGAGUUGCUGUUGCCGCCGCCGCCGCCACCGGAACUUUCCACCACCACCUGCAAAUCUUCACCGAGAGAGCACUGGACCUAAUUUACUUUAUAAAUUCUUGUUUUCAAAGACUGGUACUGGUGCAUCUGGAAAUUCCCUAUAAAAAAUGUCAACGUUGAAGGAAAUCCUGACCCGUCGGCCAGUGGCAGCGACGAUCCGCUUAACAGUUCCAGCCGGGGGAGCUAGGCCGGCACCUCCAGUGGGGCCCGCGCUGGGUCAAUACAGGCUCAAUCUGAUGGCCUUCUGCAAGGAUUUCAAUGCCAGGACGCAAAAGUACAGGUCUGACACCCCCAUGGCCGUCGUCAUCACUGCCUUCAAGGACAACACCUUCGAGUUCACUGUUAGGUCGCCUUCGGUUACGUGGUACCUAAAGAAGGCAGCGGGGUUGGAGAAGGGGAGCGGGCGCCCCGGUCACGUGACGGCUUCCUCCUUGACCUUGAAGCACGUGUACGAGAUUGCCAAGGUGAAGCAGCAGGACCCCUAUUGUCAGUAUAUGCCUCUGGAGUCCAUUUGUAAGUCUAUCAUCGGAACUGCUAAUUCCAUGGGGAUUAAAGUCCAGAAGGAGUUUGAUUAGAUUUUUUUUCUUUUUAUUUUUGGUUCUUUUUUGUUGCUGCUGCUGUCUUAGUUUUGUGCCGUUCUGUUGCUGCUUCAUUGUUACCUUUUUUUUUUUUCUUCCGCUUUCUCUCCCUCUUUCCUUUGUUGUGUUUCUUCAACUACUAUGACUAUUUUUUUUCGGUGCAUUUAAGAAUUUGGUGGGUGAGAGAGUACUAUUGGCUGAAAUUAAGUGCAGUACUGCCAAUAGUACCAUUUCCGCGGCAAUUUAGUUACGGUGGAUGGAGUGGAAUGUUAGAUUUUACUACUAUAAAAUUUUUCAUGCUCUUUGAUGGAAUGUUUUUAAUUA